AUGUUCUAUUUCUCCAAUUCUUGCAGUUCCUUGAAAAAACAACUGAUUGUAGCAAGAGAUACCAGGCGCGUAGACAUAUUAUGUUAUAGGCUUUCAUUGAGCCAAAAAAUUUCUUUUGGAGCCGAAAAUUGCCCAAAGCUGUAUGAAGUUCUUGAUGAAGCAGUGAACAAGCUUGAAGCAGAUGUUGGCCCUUUGACUGGUUUGCCUGUGAAGAUGGCUAGAGGUAUAGUGAACAGGCUCUCAUUUGGCCCUGCUGUUCAGCAACUUUGCGGCUUGGCUGUUGAGUACAUAGAUGCCCUUCUCUCUGAGAGAGUGUCUGAAAUGCCAUCUAAUGCUAAGGUCAAAGAUUGCGAGGUGAUAGAAUCAAAGCUCGUCAGAUUUGAGGAUGUCUUUACCUCAUCUGUGACCGUUGUUUUGAGUUCUGAAGGGUCAUCUAUGGAGAAUGUUGUUGGUUACACUUUGUGGCAUCGGAAAGCUGUUGAAACGGAAUAUCCAGUAGAACCAACUCGAACAUUGUUUUCCCCAAACACUAGGUUUGUGCUCUCAGAUCUGAUGCCAGCUACAGAUUAUGUUCUCAAGAUUAUUUCCCUUGAUAGCAAGAGAGAACUGGGAAUGUUUGAAGUUCAAUUCUGCACCAGUAAAGCUGGAAAUGAACUAUCUAAUCUGAACAUGAAAAGCUUAGAAGUUGAAAGAAGUCAAAGUCCACCAACAAAUUGCAGCAACCUUUCUAAUCCUUCUUCAGUGGAGGAUGAAACUAAUAACAUCGUGCUAUGCAGCAAUGAGGAUGAGAACAGAGGGGAUAAUUGUCUUUCUUGUUGUGAUAACACUGAUAAAGCAAUUUCUACAGACUUGUGUUGCACCAUGAUCGCCUUUGCUAGUAAAAGUCAUAUAGGAAAUGAAGGAGUAAUGGUAUCUUUAGGUGAUGAGGAAGAUAGCAUUGUAAAAGUAACCUCCUUGCCAAAUACUGAUGCUGUAAAUCUUGAGAACAAGCAGUGUUCAGAUGUUCAAACAACAGAAGAGACGAGCACUGAUAAUGGGUCAAAUGCACCUCUCCAGACUGCCUUAGAAUUUACACCGUUUGUAGGUGGUGUGGAAGCUGGCUUACCUAUUACGCCCUGCAAGAUGGAGAAUGUGAAGGGAAGUCUUGGGCGGAAAGGAAAAUCAGAACAUUGCAGCAAGGAUCUCGAUAAUGGAUCAGGGAAGGAGGAUGGACCACAAGUUGGCUGUUCUUCGAAGAAGAGAGUUGGAGAAUGGCAUGAAGAAUGUGCUGGUACUGGAGAUAAGGAUUUUGAGUAUUACGUCAAAGUAGUUCGAUGGUUAGAGUGUGGUGGACAUAUUGACAAGACAUUCAGGCAGAAGUUCUUAACCUGGUAUAGCUUAAGAGCUACACCACAAGAUGUUAGGAUUGUCAAGGCAUUUGUUGAUACCCUAAUCGAAGAUCCAGCAUCACUUGCCGGGCAGCUGGUUGAUACUUUCUCUGAUGUUAUUUCAAGCAAGAGAGCUUCUGUAGUUCCGGCAGGGUUUUGCCUAAAGCUUUGGCAUUAAAGGAUUCGGAAUGUGGAUCCUCUAUCCUCUGCUUCAUGAUUUAUAGUCGCUGCUUAACUGAACAUAAUUCUUUGAUUCCCAAAUUGUUCGAUGUGAUUGUUAGUCGAUUCAUAUUUAUGAUGUAAACGAUUAAACCAUCUUGAAUUUUAUUUUUUUUCCUUAUAGGUUGGUUCUACCCAAUUCAUCCACAUUUCUCUCUGAUGUUAUGACAUUGGAGUUGGAAUGAAAGUGAUAUUGCUGUAAGAUAAUUUGAAAUACAAAAAUCUGAUUCGAUAUUUACUUC
Solanum tuberosum (potato) is the source of this 1828-nucleotide messenger RNA. Its product is annotated as VIN3-like protein 2. Bases 1 to 1545 code for a protein of 514 amino acids. Gene Ontology annotation, biological process: epigenetic regulation of gene expression; vernalization response. The record is from RefSeq and is a predicted model, not a curated record. NCBI's taxonomy places the organism in Eukaryota, Viridiplantae, Streptophyta, Magnoliopsida, Solanales, Solanaceae. Gene Ontology annotation, molecular function: protein binding. The transcript has 2 exons.